GCCAUCACGCUGCCCAAACUUGAUCGCGAAACCGCAGAGACAUAAAUCGAGCUGAAAAUGUUAGAAAUUCUUCACAAGCCUCAUGUAGAUCCGGUCAAAUAUCCUUUGCUCGAUGGUUAUUGGCCGUUGACCAUCCUGCUGAUCAGCUAUUUACUCUUUGUGCUAAAGCUGGGCAAACUUCUUAUGGCCAAUCGACAGCCCUAUAAUCUGGGAACAGUGCUCAAAGUGUACAACAUCUUUCAGGUCAUCUACAAUACGGCGCUUUUUAUUGCGAUAAGUUACUAUAUCUUUUGGGAGAGAUUAUACAAUUUCAAGUGUCUGUCAGUAUUACCUUUGGAUCACAGCCAUAAGAAUGCAGAACGCAUAAUAAGUUAUGCGUAUUUCAUCAACAAAAUUAUCGACUUGUUGGACACUAUCUUCAUAGUAUUACGCAAGAGCUACAGACAAAUCACCGUCCUACAUCUUGUCCAUCAUGUCUACAUGGUGGCAGCCUCGUAUGUUUGUAUUCGAUUCAAUGGAUACGGGGGUCAUCCGUUGUUUGUGGGAUACCUUAAUCUACUAGUGCAUAGCGUGAUGUACAGCUAUUAUUACCUGGCAUCAGUGUAUCCCUCGAUCAAGCAGUCGACGUGGAAGGAGUACAUGACGAUCAUGCAGAUGAUUCAGUUUGUGAUGAUCUUCGUACACAAUAUUGUGACCUUCAUGCAACCCAACUGCGAUGUCUCACCUUAUAUGAUGUCGUUAGUAUUCGUGAUGACAUUAGUGAUGUUGGCUAUGUUCACUAACUUCUACAUUCACUCCUACGUGAUGGCGAAAGAUCAAAGACAAGAGGUUUUCGACUAUGUGAAACUUAAAGAAAAGGAAACAAAGUCAAAUAAAAAAGAUUAGUUCAACUUGUAAA
Molecule: messenger RNA, 898 nt
Organism: Drosophila albomicans
Lineage: Eukaryota; Metazoa; Arthropoda; Insecta; Diptera; Drosophilidae
Product: elongation of very long chain fatty acids protein F-like
Exons: 2
Coding region: 58-885 (275 amino acids)
Biological process (GO): fatty acid elongation, saturated fatty acid; fatty acid elongation, polyunsaturated fatty acid; fatty acid elongation, monounsaturated fatty acid
Cellular component (GO): endoplasmic reticulum membrane
Molecular function (GO): fatty acid elongase activity
Source: RefSeq, a predicted model, not a curated record